Messenger RNA from Chelmon rostratus (copperband butterflyfish), 714 nucleotides. RefSeq names its product zinc finger protein. NCBI's taxonomy places the organism in Eukaryota, Metazoa, Chordata, Actinopteri, Chaetodontiformes, Chaetodontidae. Gene Ontology annotation, molecular function: nucleic acid binding; zinc ion binding. The transcript has 5 exons. The record is from RefSeq and is a predicted model, not a curated record. The coding region runs from base 1 to 714 and encodes 237 amino acids.
AUGAAGUCUGCGGGCGUCGUGGAUGGAGGCUUGUUCACAGAGAGCUAUUGUAACAUCUGCAAUGCCCAGCUCAUCUCCGAGUCCCAGCGCACCGCUCACUACGAGAGUAAGAAACAUGCCAACAAGGUACGUCUGUUCUACAUGCUUCACCCUGAAGACGGAGGACCACCUUCCAAGAGGCUGAGGCCAGAUAACCCAGACUGUGCAGAGACAGAGGUGGACCGGAAUAAGUGUUGUACCUUGUGCAACAUGUUCUUCACCUCCGCCAUUGUGGCCCAGUCCCACUACCAGGGCAAAACCCACGCCAAGAGAGUCCGCCUGGUGCUGGGGGAGCCGCCCAACCUACCCACAGCCAUGACCAGCCCUACAAACACAGUUCCCACAGAUCCUGCUGCGUGCCCCCCUCCUCCCCCCGCCCUGCCUUGGCCCAUGGCAGUGGUCGGCGGAAACGGCGGAAGAGAGGCGGGCAAAUACUGUUGCCUGUGCGGCGCCUGGUUCAACAACCCGUUGAUGGCCCAGCAACACUACGAGGGCAAGAAACACCGCAGGAAUGCAGCCAGGGCACGCCUCCUGGAGCAGCUAGCGGGCAGUCUGGAUGCCACGGAGAGCACAGGGCUUCGCAGUAGUUACUCCUGCAGUGUCUGCAGUGUGGUCCUCAACUCCAUUGAGCAGUACCAUGCACACCUCCAGGGCUCCAAGCACCAGAACAAGUGA